GAAAGUUUAUGAAGAUAAUACAAUUAAAGAAGUCAAUGAAAUAUUUUAUAGGAAAUGAAUACAAUUUAUCAAUAUUUUACUGAGCCUAGUUCAUCAUCUUCAUCAAGUUCAUCGAAAAAAUCUUCAUCAAGUAGUGUUAGUACUACUAAUAAAAAACAAACAAAUUCAUCAGUUACAACAAAUGAAGAAGGAACAAUAGAUAGUCCAUCAUCACAGAAAGAUCAAAAAUAUCCGCGAUGCAUUACGAAAUUUGAAAAUUUCUUCGAUUCCAAAGUAGAUUAACAAUUCUGUUCAUUUUUUUUGAUUGUUUAUUUUUUUUGAAUAUAGAUUAAAUGAUGAUCAAGGAAAAUUAUAUGAAGAAUUAUUAUCUGAACAACAAGAUUUAAAUAAUCAUAUUCCAUUACAUAUUAUUCGUCUUCAACAAUUUGAAAAUCAAUUAAAACAACAAAAAACUUAUUUAACAAAUAAAAAAAUAUUAAAUGAAAUUAUUAAAUUUAUUCAAAAUAAAUUUUUAUUUUUAUUUAAUGAAGAUUUAAUUUUAUAA
This is a messenger RNA of Rotaria sp. Silwood1, 544 nucleotides long. The record is from the annotation of a GenBank genome assembly. NCBI's taxonomy places the organism in Eukaryota, Metazoa, Rotifera, Eurotatoria, Philodinida, Philodinidae.